UUAACCUUAUGGCGCAUGCGCGUGCCAUCACCGUUUUAUCUGGCCUAGUGGCGAGACUGCUGUCCCGGAGAUGCGUGCACACAGAUUUCUUUGACUCCCGAUAAAACGAAUUCCAAACAAAGGAGCCGUCGAGGAGAACUUGCCCAGGUGGUCACGUGUCUUAUCAGGUUGAAGGCUUCAUUUGACAGAACUUCGCCCGUGAUGGACAGCGAGGCUCAGCCUCUCAGAUGCGCAGGGUGACAGUCAGGGUAGGCGGGCCCUAGAAGGCCAGUCUCGGCCUUGCCCAAUCAGCAGGUGGCGCUUGCUUCCUCUGCUUCUAUCGGAGUUCCUGCUCCCUUGCGAUGAGGAUCAUCCGCGAGCAGUGCACAGAAAGAGAUCCGGAUCAGGCUCUGCAAUAACAGGUUGCUGAGGGGAGAUGAAUGAGCAAUGGCGACUCUACCAUAUUUUCAUACUUAAGACAACAGGAUCAGUGUCGUGACACGACAGCUGAUCUGUGGCAGCAGGUUUAAAAGGAAGGGAUGCUGCUGAUACAUGCUGCAUACAGAAAAAGGAAGCUGGUAACUGGUGAAGGGUGGAAGGUCAAGAUCCUGUCAACUGUGCUGGAGAAGACAUGGCUCUGACUAUUGAAACAGAAUCGCGAAUAUACCACUCUCUCAGAGCUGUCUUUGGUGCUACUGCGCACCUUGCCUCGCUUGGAUUUACCAUCUUCGUAGCUGUGGUGGCUAGACCUGGAUCAAGCUUGUUCUCCUGGCAUCCUUUCUUAAUGUCUCUUGCGUUUUCUUUCCUGAUGACAGAAGCCCUGCUGACUUUCUCUCCAGAGAGCUCCCUCCUCCAGUCCUUCUCCCGGAAGGCCAAGGUCCGCUUCCAUUGGGCUUUACAGUUGCUCUCACUCACCUGUGCAGUGUUGGGCUUGGCCAUCAUCAGCUAUAACAAGUACCGCAAGGGGAAAGACCAUUUUGUCACCUGGCACGGUUUGACUGGCUUGCUGACGGUGCUGUAUGCUACCAUGCAGUGCAUGGGGGGCCUUGCUCUGCUCUACCCCAAGCUGAUGAAGAACUGGACACUGAGCAAACUCAAGCUUUAUCAUGCCACAUCAGGGCUGAUCGGUUACAUUCUUGGCUGUGCCAGUUUGAUGCUGGGUAUGUGUUCCUUGUGGUUUACCAUAUCUGUAACUGGAGUCUCCUGGUAUCUUUCCAUGCUGUGUCCUAUCCUCACCAGCCUGGUUAUCAUGAACCAAGUGAGCAAUGCCUACCUCUAUCGCAAAAGAAUCCAGCCUUGAAAGCCAUUCUGAAACAGACAGCUUGUGGGAUCUCUGAAGACUUCCUGCAUUGUCAGUAAGGAGUCAGGUGGUCUUACAAGGCAGUGGGACUGAAGAAUCUCUUUUUACUUGCCUAUAGCAUCAUAUGGUAUUUUAUGUAAUUUCUGACUUUUCCCUGUUAAAAUCCUGGAGAUGCCCA
Molecule: messenger RNA, 1457 nt
Organism: Podarcis raffonei (Aeolian wall lizard)
Lineage: Eukaryota; Metazoa; Chordata; Lepidosauria; Squamata; Lacertidae
Product: transmembrane reductase CYB561D2
Exons: 5
Coding region: 611-1279 (222 amino acids)
Cellular component (GO): endoplasmic reticulum
Molecular function (GO): transmembrane monodehydroascorbate reductase activity
Source: RefSeq, a predicted model, not a curated record